AUGGGUCUCAACCGCUACCGCUACGCACCUGUGUACUUGUCCGCAUGCAAGUGGAUCUACUGGUCCAGCAGCAGAAUCCCACCGCAAUGCCCGAUAACUAAAGACGGUGCCCUUAACGUGCAUCUGAUAGCGCAUUCGCACAUGGACGCAGGGUGGGUGAAGACCUUUGACGAAUACUAUUAUGGAAGUCGCACCGGCGUUAGUACUGCAAACGUGCAGCUUAUCUUCCACUCUGUGCUGUCGGAGCUGCUACACGACAAAAGGCGAAAGUUCACCUUCUCGGAGACGGCAUAUUUCUGGCGCUGGUGGAAAGAGCAACGGCCAGGUACAAGGUCUACCUUCAGGUCUUUGGUGCAAGAUGGACGCAUAGAGUUUGCUGGAGGCGGGUGGACUCAGAACGACGAAGCCACUUUGGGCUAUGGACAGAUUAUCGACUUGUUCACUUGGGGUCUCAGAAAAAUCAAUGACACUUUAGGACCUUGUGGUAAGCCUAAAGCAGCAUGGCAAAUCGACACAUAUGGACACACUCGAGAGCAGGUCUCAUUGCUGGCUCAGAUGGGAUACGAUGGACUGUUCAUAGGACGAGUCGACCAUAAAGAAAGAGAAACGAUGUUGGAAGAGGAUCGUAUGGAGUUUAUGUGGCGAGGAAGCGAUGUUUUAGGCAAGAUGUCAGACAUAAUGACACACACACUAUUCAACCUGUACAAUGCUCCGGAAGGUUUUUGCUUUGACUUUUUGUGCAGCGACGAGCCUAUUGUUGACGAUCCAGACAACAGAGCCUAUAAUGCGGACAAACGGGUAAAUGACUUUAUAAGCCAGAUUGAACGUCAGGCGAAGUAUUACGAUCACGACAACAUCGUGGUCACGAUGGGCGGAGACUUCACAUAUCAGAGCGCAGCAAAUUGGUUCAUGAACAUGGAUAAACUUAUCAAUCAUAUAAACACGCACCCUGCUAACAUAUCCGACGUCAAUGUGUUCUACUCGACGCCAUCUUGUUAUUUGAAAGCCAUUUAUUUGUAUGGGCGGAGAGAUAAGGCGAUUUAUACUGAACGGAACGACCACCUCCCAUACGGCAGCGACGCGCACACAUACUGGACUGGUUACUAUACUUCUAGACCCAGUCUCAAAUACUUCAUUCGACAAGCGCACACGUUUUUGACGGUGGUAAAGCAACUAACAGUCAUAGCUAAAAUGGGUGAUUCCUUCGAACUCCACCUUCUCCGGCAUGCUGUGAAUCUCCUGUUUCAUCAUGAUGCUGUAACAGGUACCAGUCAACAACACGUCACAAAUGAUUUCAUACGAAUGCUAAGCGAGGCAAUCGAAGCUUGUACUAAGAAAGUUUCAAAUUUAUUGACUUAUUUAACUCCAACAUGGGGAGGCAGCCGCAGAACCAAGAAUAACCAACAAUUUAUCAUUUGUCACGAAAUGAACAUCAGCCAAUGUCGUUUCACAGAAAUGCAAGAAUCAAUGCUGUUACUGGUCUACAACCCAUUGAGUAUCAAGAUAUACCAUCACAUCCGAAUGCCGGCCAUUGCGUUGCAUUACUCUAUUAGAGAUUACAACGAUGAAGAAGUAGAGUACCAGCUAGUCCCUCUGCCAGCAGCCGUGAUUAAUUUGCCAGGCAGGAAGUCCACAGUCAUACAGGAGCUUUGGUUUGAAGCCGAGAAUAUACCGCCUUUGGGCUAUGCCUCUUACUACAUUGCGCCUGUUAGAGCGCAAUUGGAGGAAAAUGAAUUUGCGAGGAAGUUAACACAACAAAACAAGACGCCAGUUAACGAUCAGCAAGAAAUUAUUCCACAUAUUGCAAAUGAGUACUUGAAAGUAUCAUUAAACAAAGACAGUGGUCUCCUGGAGUCAAUUCAGCACGUAGACGGUGUGAGGAUACAAAUAUCACAGAAUUUCUAUAGCUACAGCCAGACACAGCAGAGUCAACAAUCAGGGGCUUAUAGCUUCAGACCUGAUAAGCCUAGACCUACGCCCGUCACCGAAAAAGCGACGUACCAUGCAAUCCGUGGGACAAUAGUCAAAGAGAUCCGCCAACGGUUCACAGAUUGGAUCACUCAGAUCAUAAGGUUAUACCGAGGUGAAGAAUUCAUCGAGAUCGAGUGGGUGGUUGGGCCAGUACCUAUUGGUAACGAUUUAGGAAAAGAGAUAGUGACAAUCUUCAACACAAACAUAACGAACAAUGGGGUGUUUCAUACAGACUCCAAUGGGCGGCAGAUGAUGAAGAGAACUUGCUGGAACGAAACAUCUAGUCAACAGCAAAAGAAGCCAGUAUCGGCGUGUUACUUUCCUGUGACAUCACGCAUUUGCAUCCAAUCUUACAACUCGUCUGCAGCCAUGUGCGUGCUUACAGACAGGACGCAUGGCGGCACUUCGUACAACGAGGGAGAGCUGGAACUUAUGGUCCAUAGAAGACUUUUAACAGAUGAUGGUUUCGGUCUAGAAGAGUCGUUAAACGAAGAAGCUCACGGUGUAGGACUCGUAGUCAAAGGCAGACAUCGGAUUUUAUUCGGCAAUUUUCGACAGGAAGUGGAAGACCAGUCGUUCAACGAGCGCAUAGCCCAAGCUGCAAGACGAUGGGAUAUGGAGCCGAUGUUGUUCUUCACGUCAGGUGAUAAAGUUAACAAGCGGAAGUGGCAGAACGUUAGGAAUAAACGGUACUCAGCAAUCAAAGUCCACGGUCUUCCAAGAUUCAUCCACAUUUUGACUCUCGAGCCGUGGAAAUCCGGCUCUGUGCUUCUCAGGCUGGAGAACACACUUGAAAAACCAGUCAGAGGUCGUUUUCGCAAUGAGAAGGUAGAAGGACCCGAGGAAUAUCUCAAUAAACAAUCACACAUCACGGUCCAUUUGCGAUCUUUGUUCGCAAACAUGAAAAUUAAAAGAGUCAGAGAGACGACACUUGCUGCAAACCAGUGGCUGGAAGAUGCUAGACAGAUGGAUUGGAGUACUAGAUACGUUUAUAAUGGUGGCGAUGAUGAUAUUUUGCCGGAAGAUAAUCUUGACUACAAAGAUGAUAAGACCAAGGAACCGACCAGCGAAAGACAUGACGAAGAAAAUAAGGAGAUGGGUUACUCAGACGAGGAACAAGACUAUCCACGUCGAAAAGCACCAAGAAAGAGAAUCCGCUUAAUCGGAAGAGAUCGGAAACAAAAACCAAGCGUAGACGACAACUAUAGACGCAAACGUUCGAUAAACAUCACCGAAAACAUAAUUGAAAAUAUCAUUAAUGGCACUUUUAAUGACAAGGACGAAAUCAUUGAUCAUAAUACAACCGUGGAAACCACUACGCUGUUUGACGAAGAAAAAACGACUUUAAUUCAUGGUGUGAUGAACUCUUUUCAUAAUAAUUAUUCGGCCUGGCAAGACCAUAGACUGUUUCAACAACGGAAUAUUAAUGGUACUUGGUCUAAAGCUCCGCGUGGUAAUAGAGAUAUGAGUGGAAAGAUUGGAGCUAAGAAACCGAAUAAGAUGAGAUUUAUGAAAAAUAGACUGAAAACGGAGCCAGCAAAGUUUUUCAUCGACUUAGGGAAUUCCGACGAAGCUCUGUCUUCAGAGGAAGAUUUGUCUUUGAAUUUGAAGAAACGUACGCCGAGGAAAAGGAAACCUACUAAGAGGAAGUCUAUUGAUGCAGGAACAGAAACGAUAACUGAAGAGGAAGACGUUACAAAAUCAAUAUACGAAAUGUAUUACAAAAACAAACCCAACAUACAUUUGAAAUAUGUAACUUCUGAAGAAGAUAGAGAGGAUCAUAACUAUAGAUCACAAAGACGAGCGAAGAAUCAUCGCAGAAGAAUCGAAGAGGAAACAGACCGGAGUCAGGAAAUAAGAAAAAAGAACAGAAGGGAUCAACCUAUAGAAUUUGAACAACGGAAACAGGAUUUCGAUGAACCAAGUGAUAGAAGACGAAUGAGACUUAAGAAAAAAGGUAGAAGAAAUGAGAAAGUAUGGUCUAGCAUGCCGUUUUUGAUCUCCGAUCACAGAGAGAAAGUGAAACGGAGGAUUUUUGACGAUGGGAAUGAGGGCAGGGAGGUUGUUGAGGAAAGGAGAAUGAGAAAAGCGCCCCAGCCGAGGUUGAGCCUAAUCCGCACGAAAAGACCAGACCCACGAGUGGAGCCAAAAGAUCAGGACUACUACGGUGAGGAAGAAGACGAUAGAGAUCAGGAAGAAAUGGACAAUACAGACGGAGUCAGAAGAAAGAGGGCCAUCAACCGGCCAACCGAAGAGCCACUCCCUGAGAACCCGAACUCCGAACACGACCCGGAUCCACCCGACACAGAGCCGGACUACGUGAUCACGCUGCGGCCCACGCAAAUUCGUACAUUUAUUAUUUGGUUCCAUAACCAAAUAAUAUAAAAAUAUAGAGGGCCUUAAAUUUUUAGCUUUACACAAUAGUGUUGUUUAUGGUUUAAGGAUGAUCCCCGUUCUAUAGCACACUUAAGCACUGCGGCCAUACUCAAUGUGCGUUUUAUAUGUCAGCACGCUUCGGUGACCGUCAGGAUGGCUGGUCACCUGUGGCAUCUGGCACUGAGUAUAUAUUCAAGAAUUGCUACCUAUUUGUUACUACUUGCUACCUUUUCUAAAUAAUUGCUACUUUUGAUAUAA
Messenger RNA from Hyposmocoma kahamanoa, 4605 nucleotides. RefSeq names its product lysosomal alpha-mannosidase-like. The record is from RefSeq and is a predicted model, not a curated record. The transcript is spliced from 33 exons. Gene Ontology annotation, molecular function: alpha-mannosidase activity; carbohydrate binding. Bases 1 to 4356 code for a protein of 1451 amino acids. Gene Ontology annotation, cellular component: lysosome. NCBI's taxonomy places the organism in Eukaryota, Metazoa, Arthropoda, Insecta, Lepidoptera, Cosmopterigidae. Gene Ontology annotation, biological process: mannose metabolic process.